This is a messenger RNA of Penicillium longicatenatum, 921 nucleotides long. Its product is annotated as RTA1 domain-containing protein. The coding region runs from base 1 to 921 and encodes 306 amino acids. NCBI's taxonomy places the organism in Eukaryota, Fungi, Ascomycota, Eurotiomycetes, Eurotiales, Aspergillaceae. The transcript has 3 exons. Gene Ontology annotation, cellular component: membrane. The record is from RefSeq and is a predicted model, not a curated record.
AUGACGCUGGAUAUACGCUCCCACAAGGCCGGGGCUUCGUACUACCGUUAUGAUCCCUCACUGGCAGUCGCGAUUGUUGCUGCUGUCUUUUACUCAAUUGCAUUUGUCUUAACAUUCAUUCAAUGGAUCCGCUACAAGGCAUGGAUAUGGGCUGUUAUGGUCGUGGCCUCAGCAAUGGAGGCCGUUGGCUACAUCGGCCGAUGCGUUUCAACCCAGAACGUAACAGCAAGAUCAAUCUACGUCCUCCAAUUCGCCCUGAUUAUCCUCGCGCCGGUCCUCAUGGCCGCCUGCUGUUAUAUCAUCUUCAGCCGCAUUCUGUUCUUAGUCGUCCCUCAUGAAGCUCGCACAUUCCAGCUCUGUUGGGUUCCACCCCGAUGGAUCACGCCGAUUUUCGUCGGAUUCGACAUCGUCGCCCUCCUCCUGCAAUUAGUCGGAGCUGUGAUGAUUUCUUCAGUCAGCACCACAGAUAAAGAUGCAGCUAGUCGAAUUGACAAGGGUAAGGGUAUCGCCCAGGCUGGAGUCAUUAUCCAAUUGGCCGCAUUUGGGCUCUUUGCUGUGGCAGCUGUGCGAUUCAACUUCACUUCUAAGAGAUUCGCGAAAGAACUGGGCGAGCGGUAUGAUCAUGUUGAUGAGAAGAAUUACUCUAUUGGUGGAAUUGUGAAGAAUAAGCAUUGGCCUGCAUUGUUGCGGGUUGUUAAUCUUACUACUUUGCUGAUUCUGGUUCGUUCUAUUUUUCGUCUCGUGGAGUUUUCCUCAAGCGUGACUGGAUAUGUCAACACGCAUGAGUGGACAAUGUAUGUCUUUGAUGCAUUGGUCAUCUAUCCCUGCGUUGCGCUGUUUAUCAUUUGGCACCCCGGAAGAUAUUUACCUUACCUUGGCCUGCGUUUGCCCAAAGAGGCUCGGACAACUAGUACCAACUAG